AAAAUUUCACAUUUUAGUACACCCAUUAUAUUUAAUUUUGACUUGGACAUUUCCGUAUUUUACCCAACAGUAGCUGUUGGUUCGUGAUGUCUGUGCCUUCACUGAUUUUUGAUAAUAUGAACAAAUCUUUGUAAGCAAUCUAGCUGAUCAGUGAAGUAACAUAAUAGCUGUUUGUGCACAACUCUAUCAAUCAAUAGAUAACAUGUCAUAAGACAUCUCCUUCUCCUCCCCCCUCUCUCCACCUUCAUGCUCACAUUUAUGCAAGUACUGUACAACUGUCACAGAGCUUUCUAGAUAAGAGGCUGAUUAUUUUCCCCGAAGUGGAGCUUUCAAGUUGGGCAGCAAUGGCCAGAGAUCAAGUUGUUCUGAGCUUUCAUGAUACACUGUUGCACAGAUCUGACAUUGAGCUAUUAACAGGUCCAUACUGGUUAAAUGAUACACUUAUAAGUUUUUAUUUUGAAUACUUACAAAGGGUGUUAUUCAUGAAUCAAAAAGAUUAUUUAUUCAUUGGACCAGAAGUAACACAAUGUCUGAAGGUAUCACCAUUUGAGGAAAUAAAUGUGUUUUUGGACCCACUAAAUGCAAAAGAAUACAAAUAUAUUUUCCUUGCAUUGAAUGAUUCUGACAUAGUUGAGACAACUGGUGGUACCCACUGGAGUUUACUAGUGUACUGCAAGCUGGAAGAUACAUUUUUCCAUUUUGAUUCUUCUUCUAGCUUUAAUAAUCAUCAUGCAAAAGUACUGGCAGAUGGGCUUUCAAAGUAUUUCUCUCCAAUUGCCAAAUCAGUCUUUAUUGAAGCAGCAUCUCUCCAACAGACCAACUCUUAUGACUGUGGGGUUCAUUUACUGUGUAAUGUCGAUCACAUUAUAGGGGUGUCUAAACAAUGUAAGAGCUUAAGAGACAUUGGUUUAGUAAACAGAAUGAUUGUAAAUACAAAGAGAAUGGAAAUUUUGGACUUGAUUGAAACUCUUUCAGAAAAGAGGGAAUAAAAAUCUUAUGUACAUUGUGUGUA
Molecule: messenger RNA, 1012 nt
Organism: Schistocerca gregaria
Lineage: Eukaryota; Metazoa; Arthropoda; Insecta; Orthoptera; Acrididae
Product: sentrin-specific protease 8-like
Exons: 2
Coding region: 345-989 (214 amino acids)
Biological process (GO): proteolysis
Molecular function (GO): deNEDDylase activity; cysteine-type peptidase activity
Source: RefSeq, a predicted model, not a curated record